UCGUUAGGAGGUAAGUUUUUACCGAAGAGCUUUUUUAAUAAAAACGAAAGAUGUUUCAUUUAGUUAAAGUUCUCACUGAAGAGAAAGAGUUUAUGAAUGUUUACAGUGUUCAUACAGUCACUUAAAUAUAGGCUACGUUUUUAUUUUAAACUUGUUCUUACCUAUUGAAGUGUUAAGAGUCAGUAAGUGUGUCUAUUAGUAGUCGACCUGACAUCAGGGCCUUUCCUUUAAAUACAAACACAGUGAUUUUUCUUCAUCCUAAAACAGGAAAACAUUUAAAACACUACUGAAAUCUGAAAUCUUUUCAGAUUACUUCGACUUCAGAAUGUCUUCAGAAGAGGAUUUCUCCCUGGUGGUGGACGACACACAGCCAUCCGAGGACAGUCUGGAGGGAAUCAAGGCCAUGAUCGCCAAAUUCAAGAAACAACACGAGGAGCUGCUGAACGAACAGAAGCAUAUCGCCGACUGCAAAGACGUCGUGCGGGGGUGCGCUCAACAGUUCAGGGUCCGCACAAAAAAACUGACGGAGAGUCUGAAGAGAGACAAGGACGACUAUGAAGUUCAGGUCGCUAACGAGAAGGCUAAGCUAGCGUCGCUAAUGGAGGAGGAGGUCGAGCUGAAAGAGCAGGCGGAGAAACUGGCUGCAGCCCUGAAGGAAGAGAAGGCCGAGUACGUCCUUCUGAAGGAGCAGACUGAGGUGUUCACCGCUGUACCAGAGAGGAGAGUCGUCUUCAAAGGAGUGACGGGGGAGGUGGACGGGUCCCAGUUUGAAAUGGAGUCGAGCAUAGUUUACCCGAUGGACGGGGGGACGGCUCUGAUUACGUUCGACGAAGAAGUUGUCGCCAAGAAGAUCCUGAGCUUGAGGACUCAUCAGGUCAAUCUGGGUGAAGAGUGCAGAAUCACGGUGGAGGCCCGGCCCGUUCGGCUCAUGAUGCCCAGUCUGGUGGAGAUCGAGUCCAAGGCGUGUCCCAGACGCAUAUUAAUCUCCAACCUGCCCAAGAUGGACACUGAAUUUCUGCUGAACAAGCUGGAGAUCCACUUCUCCAAGACCAAGAACGGCGGCGGAGAGGUGGAGGACCGCGAAUUUCUGCCCGACUCUGGGACUGUGGUCCUCACCUUUCUGUCCGGAGACUUUGCCAGAGGUCUGGUCGACAGGGAGUACCAUGAAGUGAUGCUACAUCCAGACAAGAGUCACAGAGUGAGGGUCACCCCGUUUCUCAACGGAAAUAUUACAAACUUACAGACUAAGAUGUUGACGUGUCCUCGGACGUUGCUGCUGACGGGAAUUCCCGACUUCAUGGAAGCAGACACCCUGCAGGAUCUGCUGGAAAUCCACUUCCAGAAAAGCAGCAACGGCGGAGGAGAAGUCACGGCCUUCUUCUACAACGCGCUGGGCCAGAAGACCUCGGCCCUGUUUAAGAGCGUGGCAGAAAAAGAAGAGGAGUAGACUAUAGUGCAGCACUGACUAGCCUAUGACCGAUCCUCUCAGAAUCCAGCACAGACCGUCUGACAGGAUGGUUGUCAGACAUCUUUUUUUUAAAUGAAGAAGAAAUUGUUUUUGGUGGGUGUUUUUAACUUUUUUUUCUGAAAACAGUCUUGAAAUCGUCAUCGUCAUCAUCCUCUUUGUAUUAUAUAUUAAUGGUGGCAGUAGCUCAUCCUGUAGGGACUUGGGUUUGGAACUGGAGGGUCGCUGGCUCAAGAUGAACAUGUGUGUGUAGCAUGUUCAACAACAGUGUUAAAAUGGAAUCUUUGAAUGGUAUUAUUAAUCUUUAAUCACAUGUAACUAAUGAAUCCACACUGUUAGCACACAGUCUAUGUAUCUGUUUCAGCUUAUACUUCAUAAAAGUGUAAAAGGUUUGUUGUUAUACUUUCAUUUUCCUUCAGUGUGAUUAAAUAGUGAAGAUGACAAACGAGUUGUUUUCUUGAUAUUCAAAGAGUCAAGCUAGUAGAGGAACCUGUGUGUGUGGAUUUACUAAAAAGACAUUUCUAUACAUACAGUUAAAGGUCAUGGAGGUCAUUAUUGUAUUGAGUUCUGUUCAGUUCUUUGUCGCUAAAAUCUAAUGUUUUAAAUACGUUUUUGUUUGUCAAUUGGAAGGAAUGAAGGGUGCGUCAGAGUAACUCACUGAAAUCAUAACACCAC
Molecule: messenger RNA, 2140 nt
Organism: Labrus mixtus (cuckoo wrasse)
Lineage: Eukaryota; Metazoa; Chordata; Actinopteri; Labriformes; Labridae
Gene: ifi35
Product: interferon-induced protein 35
Exons: 9
Coding region: 326-1447 (373 amino acids)
Cellular component (GO): nucleus
Source: RefSeq, a predicted model, not a curated record